CUUCCUGCUCCGAGUGAAAACUGAGAUAGUGAGGAAAAGGCUACGGGAGGAAAGACCAUGGAGGGAGAAAGCUGGAUGUAUUAGCUAGUUUGCUACUAAGGGGACCUUCUUUCCUUCUUUCACUUUAGCCUGAAAAAAUACAAGCGUCUCAAUGUGGCGGUAUCCGGUGUGUAUUUUAUGUGCUUGGAAAACGUCGUAAAUCUCCCGAACGUUCAAACAUUGAACGGCAGUCUGACCGCGGACGGUUAGCACAGCCCGACUAAAGUUAGCCUGCCCCGGCUAACUUAGCUUCUCUCGGCUAGCAAGACAAGACAAAAACAGGCUAAGUGGAAAGGGAGUUAAUGCUACAAGUGGCGCUGUGGCGUAAAGUAAAGUAACUAGUAAUGUUGCCUCCUGGGAUUAACUUCAGAUACGGAUGAGAAAGAAUUUGGCGACCGGGGAACACCGAGAACAACUGUGAGCCAGAGGACCACUGCUAUGUUGGGGUUGAUUCACGGCUCUGGCAGCCCGUCUGAGUCCCGAGGUUGGCCACACUCGGUGCUGUGGAGGCUUGGGGGUUUCUUCUUCCUCCUGCUGCUGGAAGGGUCCGGCUGCCUCGCCAGCCCGAGCAGCACCGUAGGCGUCAACAACAACAACCAUCCUAGCGUCAACAUAUACAUGAGUGUGGAGGAGGUGAAGAAGCUCUUGGGUCUGGAUGCAGAGCUUUACUACGUGCGAGAUGAUGUGGUGAAUCAUUAUGCGCUGUCCUUCACCCUGCCCGUGCCCAGCGAGACCAACAGCCUCCACUUCACAUGGCAUUCCAAGACAAAAGUUGACUACCGGCUUGGCUUCCACGUGGAGAACCCUGUUGCCAUGAAUCAACCGCGGAGCAACAUCUCCAGUCAGGGGGAGAUGCCAAGUGAUCCCUCCGUCUUUAGAGUGGACCUCUUUUGUUCCGGCAAGGUAGAUGGAGAGGCUGUUGUGACAGUGCAGCUCAAUCUGACCAUUCAUGCCAACAACUACACAGUGCUCAACUUCAAGAGGAGGAAAAUGUGCUAUAAGAGAAUAGAUUCUGACCCAAAGAUUCCCAUUCCUCUCAACAAUAACACUCUUCAGCGGCCUGACUUAGAUGGCGUGACCACCCCCACCAGCUCCACUCAGGUGUUCUACAUAAGCGUGAGCGUCUGCUGCAUUGUCAUCUUCCUCGUGGCCAUUAUCCUGGCCAUCCUGCACCUGCACAGCAUGAAGAGAGUGGAGAUGGAGGACAGUGUGAGUGACAGUGGGAGCUCGCAGGGCCUGUCGCAGCCAUCCACCCAGACCACACAGUACCUGAGGGCUGACACGCCAAACAACGCAGCCCCUGUCACAAACAAUCACCCUGGUUCUGCACCCAUACUCCAGCUUGCUGCCUCCUCCUUCCAAAACCCCGGUGCUCCCCCUCAUGAAACCAAAAGCUACCCAUCUCUCCGUAUAGAGAAGAAUGACCUGAGGAGUGUAACUCUAAUGGAGGCCAAAGCUAAAGUGAAAGACAUCGCCAUCUCGAGGGAGAGAGUCACACUGCGAGAUGUCUUGCAUGAAGGGACGUUUGGCCGCAUCUUCCACGGCGUGCUGCUGGACGAAAAGGACCCCACUAAGGAAAAGCAGGUCUUUGUGAAGACGGUGAAAGAUCACGCGUCUGAGGUGCAGGUGACCAUGAUGUUGACUGAAAGUUGCAAACUACGUGGACUUCAUCAUAGAAACCUAUUGCCCAUAAGUCACGUGUGCACGGAGGACGGAGAGAAGCCGAUGGUGCUGUUGCCUUUCAUGGCUUGGGGGAAUCUCAAGCUGUUCCUGCGGCAGUGCAAGCUAGCCGAGGCUAACAACCCGCAGGCGAUCUCUCAGCAAGACUUGGUUUAUAUGGCCAUCCAGAUUGCAUGUGGAAUGAGCUACCUGGCUCGCAGGGAGGUCAUACACAAAGACCUCGCCGCCAGGAACUGCGUCAUUGACGACAACAUGCAGGUGAAGAUUACAGACAAUGCCCUCGCUCGAGACCUAUUUCCCAUGGAUUACCACUGUCUAGGGGACAAUGAGAACCGGCCUGUUCGCUGGAUGGCCCUGGAAAGCUUGCUCAACAACGACUUCUCCAGUGCGAGCGACGUGUGGGCCUUCGGAGUGAACCUGUGGGAACUGAUGACCCUGGGUCAGACCCCCUACGUCGACAUUGACCCUUUUGAGAUGUCGGCCUACCUGAAGGAUGGGUACAGAAUAGCACAACCCAUCAACUGUCCAGAUGAACUGUUUGCAGUGAUGGCCUGUUGCUGGGCCCUGGACCCCGAGGAGAGGCCCAAGUUUCAGCAGCUCGUCCAGUGUCUUACAGAGUUCCACGCAGCGUUGGGCGCUUACGUGUGAAAGAGAUCUUCUUUUUUUGUUUUGUUUUGUUUUUUCCUUCGAGAAGAGCGACAUUAAAAAGCCGGUGGACACUAUUCGCAAGGAAUACAUGUAGGAAAUUGUGCCUUAUCAGAUGAAAGAGCAGGCCUGCGCCCAAUGAUUUUAUUCUGUACAGUCUUUUGGAGUUUUUAUAUAGAUAAUUUACCUUUUUACAGCAUAGCAAAGUGAAAAGGAUUCUUUGUUGAAUAUUGUUGCGUAUGCUUUCAAAGCGCCUAGGAAAAUGGCAAUCAACGGUGUUCCACCUUUGCCCCGAGGACCCCGAACUGUGGAAAGUUGUCCUCAUCUAUACACAACAUCAACGCAUUUUUGUGCCAUUUUUUUAAUUCAGAAGAUUCAGCCGACCUGGUUUUAAAAACAGUAUUUUCUACAGCUUUGUUACUUAGUGAAACAGUGUAAAUUGUAGAUGUGGUUUGGAUGAGAGUUAACUCUACAGCAGAAGGAUUUAGGUACCAAAGUAGACUUUUGGAAAAAAAAAAAAAAAAAAAAGGCUUAAUUUGUGUAUGUAACCAUAUUGUCAAGCAUGCUGCUUCACUCGAGCUUGGUACGAGAGGCUUCCCAGGAAACCGGAGCUGCGUUUAUUAAAGGUCGAUUUCCGAGACCUCUUCAAAAAAAAAAAAAAAGGUACACUGUUUUCCUCUGGACGACCCCGGUAGCUGCGCCACAGACGGGUUUUCCUGUCUCCUGACCGAGGUGCCAGCACACAGUGGAGAUGACACUCUGCAGCGUAGAACAGACGUGAGGACGCCACAGCUCCUGCAGCAUCAGCGCCACAAAGCUACAUAUAUAAACCUGAUUUUUUUUUUUUUUUUUUUUUUUUUUUUUAAAGAACAACAUCCGGAGUGAAUUUUUGGACACUUAUUAUUAUUUGACUGCCACCAUAUUCUUCCUCUUUUGUACAUUUUCUUUCCACUAUCACACCCGCCAAACAAAAAAAAACUAUCCUAAUGUUUCUAUUUUAUAAGCUUGAUUGUUCUGCGUCAGAACACAGCCCUUCACAGGACUUAUGACUGAUUUUUUUUUGUGAGUAACUAGAACACUAAUAAUCACUGUGAACACACAAAACUGCCUACCGCCUUGGUUUAAUCUUAUUCUCCCACCUUUAACAUCUUUGUGACGUGUCUUUAUGGUCACUGCAUGUUGAGUUAAGGUUGUAAACUGCUUCCCGAGAUCGUAUCCACAAAUUAAAUGGGAUUUUUAAAUAUA
Messenger RNA from Seriola aureovittata, 3609 nucleotides. RefSeq names its product receptor like tyrosine kinase (gene ryk). Gene Ontology annotation, cellular component: signaling receptor complex. The transcript has 16 exons. Gene Ontology annotation, molecular function: ATP binding; protein kinase activity. Lineage: Eukaryota; Metazoa; Chordata; Actinopteri; Carangiformes; Carangidae. Gene Ontology annotation, biological process: axonogenesis; protein phosphorylation; multicellular organism development. The record is from RefSeq and is a predicted model, not a curated record. Bases 478 to 2367 code for a protein of 629 amino acids.